AUUUGUAUUCGAACUUCUGAUUACGUGCUUCCGCUCGAGAGUUGUUUCACAAAUCUGAUUGAUUAACUGAUGAGAAAAACAUUGCAAUGCAAUUAAAUACAACGUUUUGGAAAUAUCGCAACGUGUGUGGAUCAGUCAUGGAGAAGCGAAUAAAGGCUGUCGUAUUUACGUUUUUGAUAGUCAUCUAUCAAGUAAAAGUUGUAAAUUCAUCGUCGGAAAAAAGUAGUUCUUCAAAAUCUACGAUUGCGACCACUAACGUGCCUGCAGAAACACACACGGAAGUGAUCGACAGGUCCACGACCGUUUAUUCCGCAAACACCACCACCAAACCAAAAGAUAAAACAACGGAGAUGAGAUGGCACUUAGACAUCAUCGGACCAUGUAUCGGCGGACUACUAUUACUGGACAUAGUACUUAUUUUGGCAGUAUGUUAUACAAAAAGAAGGAAGUCCUGCGAAGGAAAGCAAACUGCUAUGGACAUAGGAACCGACGCAACAUGCUUACGCAUUAUUCAUGAAGAGACCGAAGCCAAACAAAGCACCGGAAGCAUGUAUGCGAACUUCGAUGAAUGUCAACAAUCAACUGACGAGAUCUACGUCAAUGAUGAUAGUGUUCGAUGCGCUCCUUCGGUUGACUAUUCCAAUGUUCAGGUGGUUUCACAUGAGAUUCAAAGUUACAAUGAAGCAGCUGAUCCUUCAAUGAUAGAAAACUUCGAGAAUCCCUUCUAUGAUGUUGACAACCUUGAGAAAAAUGACCAUGCUAAUGGAAAUCAAAACCUUGUAAGUGGUCAAACAUUAUCCGAUGAACAUGGACAUCAAGCACAAAGUUACCUUUACAGCGUUGUCAAUAAACCUAGGAGAAACUGAUUGGCGGGAAAUAUGUGUACAGAAACAUGGACAUAAAGCCAGAAUAUAUUCAUUUGAUAGAUUAUUGUGCAAUGCUUAUCUGUUGCGACACAACACCAUUCCCAGUUAUGCCAUGAUUCGCCAGUAUUGCACUAAGAGUUUGGACAUACUAUUUCAUGCAUAUAGUUUAUUUCAUUUGAUAUGUAAACGCAGUACAGACCGACCUUUUUCAUUGAUUAUGUUUCAAUGAUAUUUAAAUGUGAAUUGGUUGAUUUUAUUUGUGUGCAUAUAUAUAUGCUAAAUACAUAUACAUGAGGCUUGACAUUGGUGUGUGAUAUAACACUUGGGCAAGCAAUAAAGGCUUCCCGCGUUACGGUUUAUCGUUUUUUCCUGAUAAGAAAAUUCACACCCAGUUGAGUUUAAGUGCUUAUGGUCAUUAUUGUAAUUUUGUACAAGUGUACAUUGGCUGUGUUUAAAUAAAAAACUGUCACAAAUU
Molecule: messenger RNA, 1341 nt
Organism: Dreissena polymorpha
Lineage: Eukaryota; Metazoa; Mollusca; Bivalvia; Myida; Dreissenidae
Product: transcriptional repressor NF-X1 homolog
Exons: 11
Coding region: 87-866 (259 amino acids)
Source: RefSeq, a predicted model, not a curated record